UAGCUGUCGGGAACCGGGACCCGGUGUCCGCUCUGUUACCUUCGCCUUUUAACCCGUAGCUACGAUGCGUGAGUGCAUCUCCAUCCACGUCGGCCAGGCUGGUGUCCAGAUCGGCAAUGCCUGCUGGGAACUCUACUGCCUGGAACAUGGCAUCCAGCCUGACGGCCAGAUGCCAAGUGACAAGACCAUUGGGGGAGGAGACGACUCCUUCAACACCUUCUUCAGUGAGACAGGCGCUGGCAAGCACGUGCCCCGGGCAGUGUUCGUAGACCUGGAGCUCACGGUUAUUGAUGAAGUUCGCACUGGUACCCACUGCCAGGUCUUCCACCCUGAGCAGCUCAUCACAGGCAAGGAAGAUGCUGCCAAUAACUAUGCCCGUGGCCCCUACACCAUUGGCAAGGAGAUCAUCGACCUCGUCUUGGACAGAAUUCGCAAGCUGGCCAACCAGUGCACAGGUCUUCAGGGCUUCUUGGUCUUCCACAAACUUCAGCUUCAAUGCCAGCUGAGUCAUUGA
Messenger RNA from Microtus ochrogaster (prairie vole), 514 nucleotides. RefSeq names its product tubulin alpha chain-like. Gene Ontology annotation, cellular component: microtubule. The record is from RefSeq and is a predicted model, not a curated record. NCBI's taxonomy places the organism in Eukaryota, Metazoa, Chordata, Mammalia, Rodentia, Cricetidae. Bases 65 to 514 code for a protein of 149 amino acids. Gene Ontology annotation, molecular function: structural constituent of cytoskeleton; GTP binding. The transcript is spliced from 2 exons. Gene Ontology annotation, biological process: microtubule-based process.